UACACUACAAGCUAGCUUUUCAAACCCAUGAUCCCGAAAUGGAAACUUCUUUUUUUCAUCUUCUUCGCUCUCUUUCCCUUCAAGAUAGACCCAGCUUUAUGCUCUUACAAAACCGCUUUGGAGCCAGCUAGCUCUCUCAUCGAUUUGUUGAAGAAGAAAGAUGGGUCGUGGAAAGAUCGAGAUCAAGAGGAUCGAGAACCAAACGAACAGGCAGGUCACCUAUUCCAAACGACGGAAUGGUAUUAUCAAGAAAGCUCAGGAGCUCACCGUCCUUUGCGAUGCUAAGGUCUCGCUCAUCAUGCUCUCUAGCAACGACAAGCUCCACGAGUAUACAAGCCCCACCACAACAACAAAGGAUAUCUAUGAUCAGUACCAAAAGAAUAAGUUGAUUGACCUGUGGAGCUCACACUUCGAGAGAAUGCUAGAAGAUCUGAAGAAACAGAAGGAUAUUAACCAUAGAUUGAACAGAGAGAUAAGGCAGAGGAUGGGUCAUGAUCUGAACGGUCUGAGUUUGGAGGAACUGCGUCGUCUUGAGCAUAAGGUGUCUGCUUCCGUGGAUGUCAUUCGCGCACGAAAGCUCCACGUGAUCAAAACUUCGACUGACACCUUCAAGAAAAAGAUUAAGAACUUGGAGAUCAAUCACAGCAAUCUCAUGCUCGAUCUUAGAGCAAAAUGCGAGGAUCCACAAUAUGGGUUGGUGGACAAUGGGGGAGACGUCUAUGAAUCCGAAAUUGCACUAGCAAAUGGUGCUUCCAGCCUGUAUGCAUUCCGCCAUCUGAAUCUCCAUGGUGGGGGGUUUGGAUCCCAGGAUCUGCGCCUUGCUUGAGGCCUGAGGGGCACGUUAGUUAGGAGAUCAGUCACAUCUCCUUCUACAGACGCUAGCUAUCUAAUUAAACUUAUCAUAUCUAUGGUGGACUUGCAGUACUCCGAUCCACUAUAUAUAGAUAUAGAGAUAUGAUUGCAUGUUUGCUAAUUAACAAGUAUUGCCUGAAACUGUAAUGGCUUUCAGAGUUUAUUAUUAUGUGAACUUAAUUUGUGUCGAUCGAUCUACUCAUGGUGCAUGCAAUGUGUUUCAUAUAUGAU
Alnus glutinosa is the source of this 1083-nucleotide messenger RNA. RefSeq names its product agamous-like MADS-box protein TM6. The coding region runs from base 161 to 826 and encodes 221 amino acids. The transcript has 7 exons. The record is from RefSeq and is a predicted model, not a curated record. Gene Ontology annotation, molecular function: RNA polymerase II cis-regulatory region sequence-specific DNA binding; DNA-binding transcription factor activity, RNA polymerase II-specific; protein dimerization activity. Gene Ontology annotation, biological process: positive regulation of transcription by RNA polymerase II. NCBI's taxonomy places the organism in Eukaryota, Viridiplantae, Streptophyta, Magnoliopsida, Fagales, Betulaceae. Gene Ontology annotation, cellular component: nucleus.